GCUUGAUGGGAGCGAGCAGCCCCUCCCUGGAGUGUAGCAGAUUGUUCAGGGGUGGGCCUAGAGACGGGACGACCCAGGCUUGGUCUCGGCAGGCAGCCCGAGGGAGACUGUGUAGUCAGGGCGUGGCAGGCAACGAAAGCACUAGCGUUCCCUCGGCGGCGCUUCUUCCCCAUUGCACUCGUCGCAAGCAGCAAGAGGCGCCUUCGCGUGUCUCUGCCGGCCUCUUUCCAUUCGCCGACUCUGCUUUAAGUUUCGCUUCUCUUUCUCGCCUGAUCAGCCCUCGGAGCCAUGGCAAACUAUACCAAAGGUACCGUGAAGGACUUCUCUGGCUUUGAUGCCCGAGCUGAUGCUGAGGUCCUUCGCAAGGCAAUGAAAGGCCUGGGGACUAGUGAAGAGCCAAUCCUGAAGAUCCUAACAAGCAGAAGCAAUGCUCAGCGCCAGCAAAUUGCGGCUGAUUUUAAAACCUUAUUUGGCAGGGACCUGGUUGAUGACCUAAAAUCAGAACUUACAGGCAAAUUUGAGACUUUGAUGGUUGCUCUGAUGAGACCAGCACAGCUUUUUGAUGCCCAUGCACUGAAGCAUGCCAUUAAGGGUGCAGGAACUAAUGAAAAAGUCUUGACUGAAAUUCUUGCAUCCAGAACGCCUGCAGAACUUCGGAAUAUAAAGCAAGUGUAUCAGGAAGAAUAUGAGGCCAACUUAGAAGAUCAUAUAACAUCAGACACUGCUGGUUACUAUCAGAGGAUGUUGGUAGUUCUUCUUCAGGCUAAUAGAGACCCUGAUGGCCACGUUAAUGAGAAGCUAGUUGAGCAAGAUGCUCAGGAGCUGUUCAGAGCUGGUGAGCUGAAAUGGGGAACUGAUGAAGAAAAGUUUAUCACCAUCCUUGGAACUCGAAGUGUGUCUCACUUAAGGAAGGUCUUUGACAAAUACAUGACCAUCUCUGGCUAUCAGCUUGAAGAAACUAUUGACCGUGAAACCUCGGGCGAGCUGGAGAAGCUGCUUCUGGCCAUUGUGAAGUGCGUCCGAAGUGUUCCUGCAUAUUUUGCUGAAUCACUUUUUUAUGCAAUGAAAGGAGCAGGCACUGAUGAUGAUACCCUGAUUAGAAUCAUGGUUUCAAGGAGUGAGAUUGAUCUGCUGGAUAUCAGGAAAGCAUUCCGAAGGGAUUAUGCAAAAUCAUUGCAUCAUGCAAUUCAGAAAGAUACAUCUGGUGACUACAGGAAGGCCCUUUUACUGCUCUGUGGUGGUGAAGAUGACUAAUAUCCACAGUGACAUGAAGGACAGAAAAUCUCCUGCUUUAUGCCUCUCUUCCUUUGUAUGGCAAAGCUAUAUAUCUGCAUCUAGAGCUGCAGCAUUCUGUACAUUCACACUGGCAUCCUUACUGUUAAAACCAAUGUGCAUAUUGUUAGCAAAGCUAUAAUAAAUAUCCAGCUGAAAUUCAUAUCAGUCCCCCCUACAUAGGAUUGCCGCCACUUCAGAGAACUGCCUCCCCACACGCCCCAUUAGUGUCAUUUUUACAAAUGUAAUUUUACAUAAGCUAGAAUAAAGCUGUUCUUAAAAAUCAAGCCAGUUAGCUGGAGGUCUUUUUAUAUGUACGUCUUAACCCAAAGAAUUUAAUGAAAAGUGCCUCUUAUAAAUAUUCCUUUAAUCAAAAAGAAGAUAGGAAGUCAGAAAUCUAGUUCUUUUGUGCAGAAAUAGAAGUACAAUUUAUUUUAAUAACAAAGCAAAUUCUUAUUAACGUGAAUCAUAUUUUCUACUUCAUUUGUAGUGAUUUGGGGAGGGGAAGCUUCUGCUAAUGGCUUUAAAAUUGUGAACUGUGUAUGAACUGACUUCAUGUAUUGUAUGAACGUGGUGCUGUUUAAAACCAACAACCUGCUAAACUGUUAUGCGAGUUGUAAUUUGAAACCUAAAGGACCAAUAAAAUAUAACUACAAAUA
Molecule: messenger RNA, 1931 nt
Organism: Hemicordylus capensis (graceful crag lizard)
Lineage: Eukaryota; Metazoa; Chordata; Lepidosauria; Squamata; Cordylidae
Gene: ANXA5
Product: annexin A5
Exons: 13
Coding region: 289-1254 (321 amino acids)
Biological process (GO): negative regulation of coagulation
Cellular component (GO): cytoplasm
Molecular function (GO): calcium ion binding; calcium-dependent phospholipid binding
Source: RefSeq, a predicted model, not a curated record